Molecule: messenger RNA, 794 nt
Organism: Lolium perenne
Lineage: Eukaryota; Viridiplantae; Streptophyta; Magnoliopsida; Poales; Poaceae
Source: RefSeq, a predicted model, not a curated record
GGGCGAACGAGCGAAGCGGUCUUUUUCCGUCCGGUCGUCCCCUCGGUUUCUACAGAGACGGGCCAAUCGAGAGCCCAGAGCAGAGCAAUUGGUAUAAAAUCCAUCGAGAGAUCCGACCUUCAGGCUCAGCAGGUUUCCACUCUCCACUCCAUGACAGCGGCGGCUCGCGGAUCUCGUCGACGCGCUCGGUCUACCUUGGCCACCGAGAUUGCAGUACCGGCGGAGCGAUUUGGCCGCGCAUUGACAGCGGAGAGCUCUGAACUGGAGCUUGUAGUACGAGUGUGUUAUCUGCAUCGACUAUUAUGUAAACAAGGCCAUGGGGGAGCUGGUGGACACGUUCUUCGUCGACGCCGAUGGCAUCAUCGAGGUGGCACCAGUUAUUCCUUAUGCUGAAAGUUCCUCGGGUCCUCCGACUGGCGAUGAAUCUGGUCUUGUGCAACAUAUGCGAAGAAAAAUAUUUCGGAUGGAGAAAGACUUGGUAGGCAUCCAUGCCAUGGCGGCGGUGGUGAAGAAGAAUGGAGAGCUAGCUGCUACAGCGGAACAUUAUAUGCUGGAUGAGCUGCAAAAAGCCUCUAAAAUCUUGAACUGUAAGAAGCUGACAUUUCUUGUCUUCUCAAAUCUAUGGGUACUUCGUUUCUCAUUAAUUAAUUAUUUUUAGUGCGAAACCCUCACUCAUUUCUUGGGUUCAAAUUUAAGACCUUGAAUAAUCCACAAUGUCAAUUUCGCGGCUUCCUUUGAGAUGAAGGUUAAAUGAUAUGUUUUAUAUUUUUAAUAUAGUUCUUAAUUUAAUUACU